AUGCGAUCUAAGAUCGUACUGUUGGCCAUUGGCCUUCUUGUCGCAGACUCUGCGCUAGCCAGUCCUUGCAAGCCCAGGUCCUCCACUUCGGAGCAUGCAAUCUCAACCUCUGCCGCUUUUACAACCACCGAGGAAUCAUCCACUGUUUCAUUAUCUGAACCAUCCAUCGAGACUGGCACAACCAUCACAACCGCGCCAGGCACUACUACAACACCUAAGGUCGAGACAACAACCGCGGCCGAACUUGCCACCACGACGGCUGACUCUGAGACAACAACUGCUGAGGAAUCUACCACUACGGCAGUCGAGGCUGAGAGCGCGACCACCACCGCCGUAGCCACCCCAACAUUCACCAUUGUCGGCGGCGGUGGCGCUAUACAAGGCGCGCCCCUCAAAGGUAUCGACCAAGAUGGUAGCAUCCUGCUAUUCAACCCUCAAGUCGGAAACGGCCGUACCAGAACGAUGAUCCUCAACCCCGACACAGGCCGACUGCGAGAUAAAGAUACUGGAAUUCUCUUGUGCGCUUAUUACGGCUCUGCCAACUCGCCCGAUGACCCUGCCAACAUUGCCUUUUGCCAGAAUGGCAACACCGGUCUCAACACCCCUUACGAGUAUAUGACCUGCCACAUCACCAGCGGCAAGCUCUCUUGUACAGCCCCGAAAGGCCAAUGCCCCACUGACGAUGACGGCAACUCCCUAGGCUGCACCACUGAAAGUUUCAGCGGCGAAAACAAUCAGUUUUAUUACAAGGCCCAGUCAGGCGUCGGUGAUUACUUGUUCAUCUCUAGCGGUAGUCCUGCUGGCUACACAGCUGUCGACAUUAUUGCCCAAGAAGCAUGA
Molecule: messenger RNA, 840 nt
Organism: Fusarium subglutinans
Lineage: Eukaryota; Fungi; Ascomycota; Sordariomycetes; Hypocreales; Nectriaceae
Exons: 2
Coding region: 1-840 (279 amino acids)
Source: RefSeq, a predicted model, not a curated record